This is a messenger RNA of Rhodotorula toruloides NP11, 837 nucleotides long. RefSeq lists its product as uncharacterized. The coding region runs from base 1 to 837 and encodes 278 amino acids. The record is from RefSeq and is a predicted model, not a curated record. Lineage: Eukaryota; Fungi; Basidiomycota; Microbotryomycetes; Sporidiobolales; Sporidiobolaceae. The transcript is spliced from 5 exons.
AUGGCGCCCGACGCUAACGAGGAGGUCUACGUGCCCCUGUGGAGGCUCUGGCCGCGUCAGGAAUGCCUCACGGUCUCGUUCCCGGACGAGCUCGCCCUCCAGAUCAAGAUCCCGCUCGACUUCAUCCGUCUCGGCGGCGACAACACCUUGCGCUUCGUGCAGGAGGUCGCGCAGAUGCUUGUCGAAGGAGAAGGAGUUUUGCGCGAUUCGGCCAAUAUCGACGAGGCGCUCGAUCUCGAGAAGGAGCCGAAAGAGGCGCUGUACCGCUUCGUUCCAGCCAACCCUGGAGUUGCCUUCAAGGAGGCGCGUGGUCCCGAAAGCGUGCACUCGCCUGGCAGCGCACCGCCAGGCUACGUCGACUUGGAUGACCAGACAGAGAGUGAGCCCUCUCGCCAAACGGAUGACCAGAGCAACUUCCGCGAGAGGCUUUUGAUCCGCGACGGGUUCUGCCCGUUCAGCUUCAAGCGCGGAGAAAAUUGCGAUGCCGCACACCUCGUUCCCGCCGCCCGCACCGAUGUGUACGAAAAGCUGCUCGGUACCGCCGCACCGUACGAAGUCGCCUUCGGUCUGCUCCUCUCGCCCAACCUGCACAGGUCAGACCGCUACGUCUGGUCGAUGCACUACCAGAACGGCCGCUACUUCUUCCACUGCUUCGACUACAUGGAUGACGAGGCUGCUCAACUCCACGGCAAGUCGUACGCACGCGCGGACAUGCGCGUCUCGAAGGAAGACGACGAGAGCGACUAUCCGGAUACCGAGCUGUGCAGGUGGCACUACCGCCUGUGCGUCCUCAUGCGCGUUCGCGGGUACGCUGUCGACAUGGCGAUCAAUCUGUGA